AUGCCCGCGGCUGGCGGGAUCUCGCCCGGGGACAGGAAUUGGGGGCGGAGCGCGGACCCGGAGCUGGUCCGUCAGGCGGGAGUGGGGCAGGUGCGGUGGCGGAAGUGCGGGGACGCGAUCGGAGCUGAGCCGUCUAGGAAGCCUCUGUCGCGGGUUCACCAUCCCCGAGCAACUGCCGAGCCUCAGCCUGACCGCGGCGACUAGGGCUCGGGCGCCGGCGAGAUGCCUCUGUUCACUGCCAACCCCUUCGAGCAAGACGUGGAAAAGGCCACAAAUGAGUACAACACUACAGAAGACUGGAGUCUCAUUAUGGACAUAUGUGACAAAGUUGGAAGCACUCCUAAUGGAGCAAAAGAUUGCCUUAAAGCCAUAAUGAAAAGGGUAAAUCAUAAGGUUCCUCAUGUUGCUCUACAGGCGUUAACUCUUCUUGGAGCUUGUGUGGCAAACUGUGGAAAGGUAUUUCAUUUAGAAGUAUGUUCCCGUGAUUUUGCAACAGAAGUACGUGCUGUGAUAAAAAAUAAGGCUCAUCCUAAAGUAUGUGAAAAACUGAAAUCUUUAAUGGUGGAGUGGUCAGAAGAAUUUCAGAAGGACCCUCAGUUUAGUCUAAUAUCUGCAACUAUUAAAUCUAUGAAAGAAGAAGGAAUUACUUUUCCUUCAUCAAGUUCUCAGACUGUCUCAGCUGCUGCCAAGAAUGGUACAUCAUCAAACAAAAACAAAGAAGAUGAGGACAUAGCUAAAGCUAUUGAAUUAUCAUUACAAGAGCAGAAGCAGCAGCACACAGAAACAAAAUCCUUAUAUCCAUCUUCAGAAAUUCAGUUAAAUAAUAAAGUUGCAAGGAAAGUGAGAGCUUUAUAUGAUUUUGAAGCCGUGGAGGACAAUGAACUCACCUUUAAACAUGGUGAAAUUAUUAUUGUUUUGGAUGACAGUGAUGCCAAUUGGUGGAAAGGAGAAAAUCACAGAGGAGUAGGACUCUUCCCAUCUAAUUUUGUAACAACUAAUUUAAACAUGGAAUCUGAGGCAGCAGCUGUGGACAAAUUGAAUAUAAUUGACGAGGAGGAGGAGGAGGAGGAAAUUAAGAAAUCAGAGCCUGAGGCUGUUUAUAUAGAUGAGGAUAAGAUGGAUAGAGCUCUGCAGGUACUGCAGAGUAUAGAUCCAACAGAUUCAAAACCAGACUCCCAAGACCUCUUGGACUUAGAAGAUAUCUGCCAACAGAUGGGUCCAAUGAUAGAUGAAAAACUUGAAGAGAUUGAUAGGAAGCAUUCUGAAUUGUCUGAAUUGAAUGUAAAAGUCCUAGAAGCUCUGGAACUAUACAACAAGUUGGUGAAUGAAGCACCAGUAUAUUCAGUCUACUCAAAGCUCCAUCAUCCAGCACAUUACCCACCUUCCUCAGCUGGGGUUCCAAUGCAGACAUAUCCAGUUCAACCACAUGGUGGAAACUAUAUGGGUCAAAGUAUUCACCAAGUCACUGUUGCCCCAAGCUACAGCCUAGGACUAGAUCAAAUCGGUCCACUGAGAUCUCUGCCACCAAACGUGAAUUCCUCAGUGACAACACAGCCUGCUCAGACUCCGUAUUUAAGCACUGGACAAGACACUGUUUCCAACCCUGCUUAUAUGAACCAGAACUCUAGCCUUCAGUCAGCUCCUGGUCCCACUGCGUACACACAGCAGAUGGGGCUGUCGGUGGAUGUGUCAUCUUACCAGAACACUACUUCCAGUUUGCCACAACUGGCAGGCUUUCCAGUGGCAGCUCCUGCUCAUUCCGUUGCACAGCAGCAAACAAAUUACCAUCAGCAGCAGCCUCUCCUUUAAGAACAAACCAGGCAUUUUCUUGAAAGCCUUCGUAAGUGUAUGACUCGACUGUUGUGGUUCUAAUCUGAAAAUAUUAAAAGAAGAAAAAUGUUUUUUCUCAACUCAAAAGGCCCAUGAAUAAAUAAAGCACAAAAACUUAUCUUGCCCUAAUAGGCCAUAAAGGGUUUUUUCAGUCCAACUUGUCUGAAGUCAAACUUUUGAUCACAGGCAGCUACAAGUUGCUUCCAGUUAGUUUUAUCUUACUUUCAAAUCUCUUCAUGAAUCUGGGCACCCAAUAAAUAGCCUUAUGACACUAAACAACAUGAGAUAGGAGCAUUAUAAAGAAACCACUGUUUAUCCCUAAAAUGUUGUGAUAAUUGGGAGCGUGUUGAAACUUUUAUACAUUUUUAUCUGCAUUUUUUCAGAGUUUCCCACACACCACUCUUUUAAAAGGCGAACAUGGUUUUGUGCAAGCAUUUAGCUUCCUAGUGCAUUUCCUUUGGCUCCUUAAAUUGCAAUUGUGUUUGCAGUACUGGUCAGUUUUGUUCUUGGUGAUGUGUUGAGUAAUAAUUAGCAUAUAAUUAAUUGUCUACAGAAGCAAGAGCACUUUGGAAGGAACAGAAAUGUUUUCUGUUAUUAUCAGUGAAGACUAUGUAAAUGCAGGUGUGUGAUCAAGUGUUUAGCUAGUCCCCCAGUCAUGCCAACGGUGGGCUGAGGAAUUCCCCACAAAACAUUACCAUUUCCUGGAAAAACACAUUUCUUUUCCUACAAGGGCCCCUCACAUUUAGAAUUGCCACUAAUGACCUUUUCAAGUGAUUUUGGCCAUUCUCUAAUGAAGAUAUGAUCCUUUUUACUUUUCUCCUAUAGUGUGGUGUGCAGAGAUGCUGUGUUUCUUUUUUAAGGAUUAUAUGUGAAUUUGAGCUUAUAUGUGAAUUUGAGCUAUGAGACAUUCCCAGUAAUUUGAUGUGAUGUAUAUCAAGCAUGGGUGGUGUGCGUUUUUAUUGAAGUGUUCUUUUAAAGAGGUGAUUUGAGUACCAUUGCUAAGCCAGGUUGUUGAAAAUUCUGGCCAUUCCUUUAAGAAGAAAUCCUAAGCCUGAGGAAUAAUAGCAGGCAAUGGAUUUAUAGGGAAGCCAUGGAGACAGUUUUCCUGAAGCCUAUAUUUUAAAUUAGUUUAUAAUGCUAAUAGAGUCCAUAUACUGUAGGAGUUAGUAAACCAAUAGGGAUUGUUUUGUCUCCUCAAAAUUUGCACACUACUGCAUCAUCUACCGACUUUUAGGUUAACACAGAAUGCAAAUACAUUGCUUACAGAUAACAUGAUAUUUAGAUUGGGAAAGACAAUGGAUAUAAGUUUAGUUUUUUAAAAGUUAACUUGCAUGGAAGCAAGAUUUCUUUAUUGUUUUUUAAAGAAAGCCCUUCAUCUUUCUACUACAAAUAUAUUUGAAGAGAAUGCUCUGGAAAUUUUUGUCACUUAUCUAUUUACAGAAAUUUGAUUAUAAGUAUGUACCUUUUUCAAAGAAACUGUAUUCUAGAACAAAAUAGUCUUAUAUAUGCUACUUGGUCUACAUUCAAAGGGAAAAACAAGCAGUAUUUGAAAGCCCAAUUUCUGUCAUUGUCUUAUUUCAGAUACAAGUAACAGGAAAGUUUUAACCUUUCAUGCCUCUGUUCUGUUUUUCAUCCAGUAUUUUCCUUCCACGUGAAUUCAAUUAUAUACUUAAAAAAAUUCUAAACUGGCACCUUGCUUUUUUGGAAAUGAAGCUUCCAUUCUCUAAAGAAAACAAAACAUAAAAAAAUUCACAAAGCUGCUCUUAAUAAUAGUUAAGUUUGCAUACAUAUGGAAAAUCUUAUAUUUUCCCCAAAUAAUAUUUACUAAACAAUUAUUUUAAUGUUUGUGUAAGUAGUUAAUGUAUAAUUGUGAUCUGAGUUGUAAAAACUUCAUUCUGCAUAAGUCUUUGAACUAGAAUAAAUACUGCACACCCACUGAAUUGGGAUCAGCCAAUUAAGUUCACCUAAUAUAGUUUUGGAAUGAUAUAACAUGCAACAUGUAUAUAGUGUAUAUUGGCAUUUAUCUGUGAAAUUUUAUACAUCCAGAAGUUUCUUCUCCCUUUUAAAUUAAAAGUAAUUUUAUUUUUGCCAUACUGUAAGGAAUUUUGUGUUGCAGGUUGAUAGUAUAAAAGUGUUAUUAAAUCUGUGUACUGAGAUAUUUUUGCUGUUAAUAAGAAACACAGGGUUGUUAUUUUUCUUUCUUUUUCAUGAUCUUAAUGGAUUUAUUUAUUUUAAGACCUGUUUAUAAUUAAAUGUUUUCUGCCAAAGGAAUGGUCUAACAUCAGAUUUCUACAUUAGGUUCAUACAUACUGUUUUAUAUAAAAAAUAAAAUAACUUCUGCUUUUUCAUAUGAAAUCUUGGUACAUUAGAAAGAAUUUCUAAAAAUUUAUAAUAAAAUUAAUUUUCAUUAAUGUGGGACAAAUUUCCCCUCGGUGUUAAAAUAUACGAAGUGGGAUAUGUUCUUACAAUUUGGAAAAUGUAUGGUUUACCAACAUUGUCUCAUAAUUCGGUAAUUUGUUUAUAAAAUUACCUGAAUAUUAAGUAAUUAUAAUAUUUAUCAAUUAGGAGUUGAUACUUGAUGACCUAAAAAAUUUCACUGUGUAUUUUGAAGAUAGUUAUAAAGUUUCACCAUCCAGAUUUUUAAAAAAUUGAUUUUAGAUGUUAAAAAAAAUUAUGGCUUAGGGGUUUAAAAAGAAAGUUUUUCUUAGUAAAAAGUAUGUGUCAAGGCCCCUGACUUCUAGGAGAGGAUUUAUUGAAUUGUCAUUAUGAUGAGAAAGCUGAAGUUAUUUUGUAAGUAAUAAAUUAUAAAUAAUAUGGCACCAAUCUAUCAUGCUUUGUUUCCAUCAAAAGGCAUUUUUAUUUACUUAAAUCAGUUUUAGUCAGUAAGUAAAGGGAGGACUCAAUUCUAGGGAUUUGAUUUUUUGUUGUUAAUUUGAUUUAGUUUCUUUUGAAGAUUAAAGAUUUAUUUUUUAAUAAAGUUUUCCCUAGAGGAAUUAUUCUA
This is a messenger RNA of Camelus dromedarius (Arabian camel), 4831 nucleotides long. RefSeq names its product signal transducing adaptor molecule 2 (gene STAM2). Gene Ontology annotation, biological process: signal transduction. Bases 223 to 1809 code for a protein of 528 amino acids. Gene Ontology annotation, molecular function: ubiquitin binding; phosphatidylinositol binding. NCBI's taxonomy places the organism in Eukaryota, Metazoa, Chordata, Mammalia, Artiodactyla, Camelidae. The record is from RefSeq and is a predicted model, not a curated record. The transcript has 14 exons. Gene Ontology annotation, cellular component: endocytic vesicle.